Molecule: messenger RNA, 489 nt
Organism: Venturia canescens
Lineage: Eukaryota; Metazoa; Arthropoda; Insecta; Hymenoptera; Ichneumonidae
Product: sentrin-specific protease 1-like
Exons: 1
Coding region: 1-489 (162 amino acids)
Biological process (GO): protein desumoylation; proteolysis
Cellular component (GO): nucleus
Molecular function (GO): deSUMOylase activity
Source: RefSeq, a predicted model, not a curated record
AUGAAUCUAAUCAUAGACGAAAAUUCUUACGCUAUGAAUUCGUUUUUCUUCCCCCGGCUUCACCUCAACGGAUAUAAUGCCGUCAAGAGAUGGACGAAGAAAAUUAAUAUUUUCAAGUUCGAGAAGGUGAUUGUCCCGAUCAACCUGGGUAAUCACUGGUGUCUCGCGGUUAUCAAUUUUCUUAAAAAAACAAUCGUUUAUUACGAUAGUUUCGGACGAGACAACCCGAAAUAUCUGGCUACCCUUCGGGAAUAUCUGGUCGAAGAGGCGAAAAAUAAAGGAGAAGGAUUAAUCAAAGAGGAUGAGUGGAUUCUGGCGACCAAAAAGGACAUCCCUCGACAAUCCAAUGGGUACGAUUGUGGGGUAUUCGUCUGCAUGUACGCCAAAUACGAGAUUUCCAAUAAAAAAAUGGAUUUCUCACAGCAGGAAAUGCCACAGCUUCGAAAAAAAAUGAGGAGAGAAUUGGAGACAGGAAAAAUAGAAGAGUGA